Molecule: messenger RNA, 3255 nt
Organism: Manis javanica (Malayan pangolin)
Lineage: Eukaryota; Metazoa; Chordata; Mammalia; Pholidota; Manidae
Gene: PDE4D
Product: phosphodiesterase 4D
Biological process (GO): signal transduction
Molecular function (GO): 3',5'-cyclic-nucleotide phosphodiesterase activity
Source: RefSeq, a predicted model, not a curated record
UGUCCUGAGCUGCUCAGAGCCGGGCGGCGCAGCCCAGGGCAGACGCUGCGACGAUUGCAAAGCUUCCGAUGGAAAUUCGGCGCUGGGCGACCCCAGCAGGAGCCUGUUGCCAUUGUGUUUUUAAAGCAUGCAAGGUCUGUAUAGCUUGGGCAUGAAAACCUUUCAGAAGAUGUCAGAGCAUCAGACUAAAUGACACCUAUUGAGGAAUUGAAUUGGGGUAAGAAAAGAGAGAGAGAAAGGAAAGAAAGAGGGGGAAGGAAUUCUUAGACAACGUCGGACUUGCGGCUGUAAUACUCAUUUUCUUUCCAAGGCAAAAUAUGAGAAGCCCGCACAUGGCUUUGGUAACAACAAAUUAAAGGGGUUUCUGCAGUAAAAGGAUCAAUAGCUUAGUCAUUUUACUUCAAGAAAGCAGACAGCCGUAUUAUGGGGCUAGGCAGCAGAAAUGAAUUUCCUCGUGGCAUCUUCUGAAGUCAUGAAGGUAGCUAAUGGUAAUCCUGUCCUGCAAAGCAGAAAUCGCUCACCGCCUUCCUACUUCUGCAGUUGAGAACCAGGAAUUUUGAGAUUCGGGAAGAAGUUGGCUCUGGUUAUACAUGGUUUCUAGGUCCUCUACCCAGGUCUUUGUCCGACAAGUCUCAGAAGGCAGCGCUGUAUUAAAGUGACCACUCAUAGAAUAUGAGCCUAAGAAAGAAGAAAAAGCAAUAUUCAUUCCCAAAGGACAGCAUGGCCAAGCAACCUGAAGUUUUCCUUUUCCCUUCUAGCACUUCUUUAACAAGGAUAACAAGAAACUGUCUUUUGACUCCUUUUUUCCCACAUUCCAGAGUCCUUCCUGGGAGGAUGCACUAAUUCACACUCUAGGCAGUUGGAUUUUACCAGGACACUGUUUGCCACCAUUUAGGAUCAGCGACUGAACUGGUUAUUGAAGUGUGUUCACUAACUAGUGGGACCUGAAUGAAUGGACCCAUACCUGCAGUGUUCUGUGAUGUUUCUUUCUUCAAAUCCUGGAAGGGCUUUUCUUGCUAUUUGGGAUUUCUUUGUGGGGAGGGGGGAUUUUUUUGGAAUUCAAUACUUGUUGCAAUAAUUGCCCAUGGUAGCUGCUCAAACAAGAGAGUUGGGAUUCAUCUGUGAGAAUCACUCCAUGUAACAUACGAGACGAGGAGAAAUAUUAAUGACGGAAGAUCUGCAAACAUGAUGCACGUGAAUAAUUUUCCCUUUAGAAGGCAUUCCUGGAUAUGUUUUGAUGUGGACAAUGGCACGUCAGCGGGACGGAGUCCCCUGGAUCCCAUGACCAGCCCGGGAUCUGGGCUAAUUCUCCAAGCAAACUUCGUCCACAGUCAGCGUCGGGAGUCCUUCCUGUAUCGAUCCGACAGCGACUAUGACCUGUCUCCAAAGUCUAUGUCCCGGAACUCCUCCAUUGCCAGUGAUAUACAUGGAGAUGACUUGAUUGUGACUCCAUUUGCUCAGGUCUUGGCUAGCCUGCGAACUGUACGAAACAACUUUGCUGCAUUAACUAAUUUGCAAGAUCGGGCACCUAGCAAAAGAUCACCCAUGUGCAACCAGCCACCCAUCAACAAAGCCACCAUAACAGAGGAGGCCUACCAGAAACUGGCCAGCGAGACCCUGGAGGAGCUGGACUGGUGUCUGGACCAGCUAGAGACCCUGCAGACCAGGCACUCUGUCAGUGAGAUGGCCUCCAACAAGUUUAAAAGGAUGCUGAAUCGGGAGCUCACCCAUCUCUCUGAAAUGAGUCGGUCUGGAAAUCAAGUGUCAGAGUACAUAUCAAACACAUUCUUAGAUAAGCAACAUGAAGUGGAAAUUCCUUCUCCAUCUCAGAAGGAAAAGGAGAAAAAGAAAAGGCCAAUGUCUCAAAUCAGUGGGGUCAAGAAGUUGAUGCACAGCUCCAGUUUGACUAAUUCAAGCAUCCCAAGGUUUGGGGUUAAAACUGAACAAGAAGAUGUCCUUGCCAAGGAACUAGAAGAUGUGAACAAAUGGGGUCUUCAUGUCUUCAGAAUAGCAGAGUUGUCUGGUAACCGGCCUUUGACUGUUAUCAUGCACACCAUUUUUCAGGAACGGGAUUUAUUAAAAACAUUUAAAAUUCCAGUAGACACCUUAAUCACAUACCUUAUGACCCUGGAAGACCACUAUCAUGCUGAUGUGGCCUACCACAACAACAUUCAUGCUGCAGACGUCGUCCAAUCAACGCACGUGCUGUUAUCUACACCUGCCUUGGAGGCUGUGUUUACAGAUUUGGAGAUUCUUGCAGCAAUUUUUGCCAGUGCAAUACAUGAUGUAGAUCAUCCUGGUGUGUCAAAUCAGUUUCUGAUCAAUACAAACUCUGAACUUGCCUUGAUGUACAAUGAUUCUUCUGUCUUGGAGAACCAUCAUUUGGCUGUGGGCUUUAAGUUGCUUCAGGAAGAAAACUGUGACAUUUUCCAGAAUUUAACCAAAAAGCAAAGACAGUCAUUAAGGAAAAUGGUCAUUGACAUUGUACUUGCAACAGACAUGUCAAAACACAUGAAUCUACUGGCUGAUUUGAAAACAAUGGUUGAGACUAAGAAAGUGACAAGUUCUGGAGUUCUUCUUCUUGAUAAUUAUUCUGAUAGGAUUCAGGUCCUUCAGAAUAUGGUGCACUGUGCAGACCUGAGCAAUCCAACAAAACCUCUCCAGCUGUAUCGCCAGUGGACUGACCGCAUCAUGGAGGAAUUCUUCCGCCAGGGGGACCGUGAGAGGGAGCGGGGCAUGGAGAUAAGUCCUAUGUGUGACAAGCACAAUGCAUCCGUGGAGAAAUCACAGGUGGGCUUCAUAGAUUAUAUUGUUCAUCCUCUCUGGGAGACAUGGGCGGACCUCGUGCAUCCUGAUGCCCAGGACAUUUUGGACACUUUGGAGGACAAUCGUGAAUGGUACCAGAGCACAAUUCCUCAGAGCCCGUCCCCAGCGCCUGAUGACCAGGAGGAGGGCCGGCAGGGUCAAGCCGAGAAGUUCCAGUUUGAACUAACUUUAGAAGAAGAUGGCGAGUCGGACACCGAAAAGGACAGUGGAAGUCAGGUGGAAGAAGACACUAGCUGCAGUGACUCCAAGACUCUCUGUACUCAAGAUUCGGAGUCUACUGAAAUCCCCCUGGAUGAACAAGUGGAGGGAGAGGCAGUAGGGGAAGAAGAGGAGAACCAGCCCGAAGCCUGUGUAAUAGAUCAUUCUCCUGACACGUAACAGUGCAAAGACUUUCACACCUUUUUUUUUUUUUUAAGUAGAAAAAUUGUU